AUGGGUGCACAUGCAAAGAAAGCUAUGAAGAAGAACCUCAAAAGGGUUUCGUCUAAUAAGCCGUCUCAGGGUGCUGAUUUUUUGCCCUUGGAAGGUGGUUCUGCUCGCAAGAUAGGAGAACAGAAGCCGCCAGAGAAUACCGCCACGGUUUUGUACGUGUCGAGGAUUCCGCAUGGAUUUUAUGAGAAGGAAAUGGAAGGUUAUUUUGGGCAAUUUGGAACCAUCAAGAGGUUGAGAAUCGCGAGAAAUAAAAAGACGGGAAAAUCAAGACAUUUUGGGUACAUAGAAUUUGAAUCUCCUGAGGUAGCAAAAAUUGUAGCUGAUACUAUGCACAAUUAUCUCCUCUUUGAACAUCUUCUACAAGUUUUUGUGGUACCUCCAGAGCAUGUCCAUUCAAGAUUAUGGAGAGGAUUCAAUUACCGUCACAAGCCAUUGGAUUAUGUCCAAAUUGAACGGAAGCGUCAUGACAAGGAAAGAACCUUGGAAGAGCACAAGAAAAUGGUGGACAGGAUUCUAAAGCAUGACCAAAAGCGACGUAAAAGAAUAGAGGCUGCUGGCGUAGAUUACGAAUGCCCUGAGAUUAUCGGUAACAUCCACCCUGCUCCAAAGAAAAUAAAGUUUGAUGACUAA
Sphenostylis stenocarpa is the source of this 630-nucleotide messenger RNA. Lineage: Eukaryota; Viridiplantae; Streptophyta; Magnoliopsida; Fabales; Fabaceae. The record is from the annotation of a GenBank genome assembly.